UGAAGCGUUGAAUAAAUUAAUUAAUAUUAUAUCAAUGGCUGUAAAUGAAAGUUGAAUUAUUGAUCCAUGGUGGAUCACCUGAGGCAUUCCUUCAUCGUCCUUCUCUCAUCACCACCGCUCUCGCUCUCUCUCUCUCUGCGUUUGUUUGUUGGUUGCUUUGAAAGAAGCCAUUUUUGUGUGAUCAAUCAAUGACUACAAUUCAGAGUCAGGCUGGAAAAGAAAGUUCUACAGUUGAAAAAACAGCUUCCACUUUCAAAAGAUGGGGCAGAAAAGGCCCUUUUCUUAGAUAUGGCCUUCCUAUGAUCUCUCUUACUGUUUUUGGUGCUCUUGGUCUUGGCCAUCUUUUGCAAGGCAGCAAGGACAUUUCAAGGGUAAAAGAUGAUAAGGAAUGGGAAAUAAUUGAAGCAAGAAAAGCACUGUCUAGAACAGGACCAGUAAAUGCAUACAAGCCAAAGAAGAUUUCAUUGGACGAUGAGCUAAAGGCUUUGCAACAAAAAGUGGACAUUAAUGACUACGAGUUCAAGAAAAUUCCAAAACCAAAUGAAGAUAGGCGAGUCUAGACUUAGAAAAAACUUGUCAGAAUUUCUCAUAUACAAAGCUAAAUUCAAAUUUGAAGGAGUUAUGAGCCAGUUCAUCCUGCAGAUGAAUUUAUCGUUGUGCUUCUUUAGUGUUUUGACUUUUGAAUAUGUCACUGUCGUUAUUGGAGAGUAGUUGGGAUAAAUUGUCUCCAUGUCUGUGGAAAUUUUGGGUAUCAAGGAUUUUUAAGUACUGUAAUGUGAACAGUAAAAGGUACAUAUUUGGUUCUACUUUAAUAAUGGUGAAUAAAAUAGCAAGUGUUUCUUCACUUUCUUGUCA
Molecule: messenger RNA, 855 nt
Organism: Medicago truncatula (barrel medic)
Lineage: Eukaryota; Viridiplantae; Streptophyta; Magnoliopsida; Fabales; Fabaceae
Exons: 4
Coding region: 189-560 (123 amino acids)
Cellular component (GO): mitochondrial membrane
Source: RefSeq, a predicted model, not a curated record